This is a messenger RNA of Exophiala viscosa, 945 nucleotides long. RefSeq lists its product as uncharacterized. Bases 139 to 831 code for a protein of 230 amino acids. Lineage: Eukaryota; Fungi; Ascomycota; Eurotiomycetes; Chaetothyriales; Herpotrichiellaceae. The record is from RefSeq and is a predicted model, not a curated record. The transcript is spliced from 3 exons.
GUCAAUGCUCAAGUUCUCAAAGAAAAGGAUUUUCCCCAUUCUCUACCUCUGUUGACGAGGCUACGGCUGCGAUUUACGGACGACAUUGAUUCGAAAUGGGCGGAUAUAAUUCUUCUGGGAUGCUUUUACACUACUGGGAUGGUGGAUGCUAUUGCUUUCAACACCUGGAGUUGUUUCGUUGGCAUGCAGACAGGAAACACCAUAUUCGCAGGCCUUGGAGUCAGUCAUCUUCCUGACAACGUUCCGCGCUACACUUGGGCCAAAUCGCUGGUUGCUAUCCUAUCAUUCUGCUGCGGAGCUCUCUUCUUCUCACGAUGGCACCGAACAUUUGGACCUCUCAAGCGAUGGGUGAUCAUGUCCUCAUUUUUCAUCCAAACCUCGUUCAUGAUCAUCACCGCCUCAUUAAUCUCUGCACGCGUGGUUGCGAAAACGGAAGAGACCGCCGAUGCCGGAACCAGCGAUAUGACUUCCCAAUUCCCCUGGCACGAACUGUGUCCCAUCGCUCUGUUGGCUUUCCAGAGUGCUGGACAGAUCGUGGCAGGCCGGAUGCUGAAAUAUAACGCCUUGCCGACCGUGGUUCUGACGAGCUUGUUUUGUGAUCUGAUGAGUGACCCAGAUCUGUUUACGGCUGGUUUACUCCAGGACCCAGACCGUAACAGGAGGUUCAUGGGCGCAGUGUUACUGUUCGCUGGUGCAACGGUCUCUGGAGCUUUGGUCAAGACUUCGAUAGGAUAUUCUGGUGCUCUAUGGAUCGCAACAGGUGUAAAAGGUGCGAUGGUACUAGCAUGGUUGGUAUGGAAUCCAAAGAGACCUCCCAAAGGUCAACGAUGAUAGAGCCAGAAUUGCUCCAGUAUAGAAUCGCGUCAAUGUAGAAUUGCUGUUCACCAUCGCUUCUCUCCUUGGAUUGUCGCUACCACUUUUCUUGAAUGUUUGGAGGCGCGAAAC